CGGAUCUGUUAGGACACCAACGAUGACUUGACUUGCUGCUCUUGGUGUGAAGAACAUCCCUCUUUGAGAUGUCAUUGAGUAUGUAUUCGCUGGACCUGUGUAUUCUGCUAGGGACCACACUUAUGGUAGCUGGUGAGAAAAUCCAAAAUGUCGGAACAAAUUUGGUGUGGUCACAUGACUAUGAAUUGGACAUGAGGGGACACUGUUCCUUCACGUUCUCUGUGGCAUAUUGCGGAGCCUUCAAACUGGAGCUGUACCCUGACAAAGAUCUCCCCGAACCCAAAUACGAGAUCUACAUCGAUCGUUACAGCUUAGAGAAGUAUAAAGUUGGAAUUAGGAAAUCGUGUGAUGCCGCGCUUCUACUUUGUUCGAAUAACGGUAUGAGCACCAGCGGUCACGAGAACACGCCACUUGUCAUCUGCGAUGGUUCCACGUGGACACCGUUCUGGAUAUCUUGGUUUGGGGGCGUCAUCACCCUGGGGAAGGGGACCACUGUCGGAAAAAACAUAUUGAAAGAAGUCAGUGAUCCACAGUUCCAGCACAUCGAUUAUGUGAAGAUGGGAGCUGACAAUAAGACGACAGAAGCGAAUUAUAGAUUUGAACCCCGCAAUGGCAGAACAGUUGACCCAGAUAUGAGUUGCCGAAAUAUAGCGACAACUUCAGUUGCUCCGGUUGCUACAGCUACGACGCAUGGUACAACAACAGCUGCUACAACCACAACUCCAGCUGCUACAACUCAGACAGGUGGUCCCACAACAGCUGAAACAACAACUACACAAGCGAAAAUCCAAAAUGUCGGAACAAAUUUGGUGUGGUCACAUGACUAUGAAUUGGACAUGAGGGGACACUGUUCCUUCACAUUCUCUGUGGCAUAUUGCGGAGCCUUCAAACUGGAGCUGUACCCUGACAAAGAUCUCCCCGAACCCAAAUACGAGAUCUACAUCGAUCGUUACAGCUUAGAGAAGUAUAAAGUUGGAAUUAGGAAAUCGUGUGAUGCCGCGCAUCUACUUUGUUCGAAUAACGGUAUGAGCACCAGCGGUCACGAGAACACGCCACUUGUCUUCUGUGAUGGUUCCACGUGGACGCCGUUCUGGAUAUCUUGGUUUGGGGGCGUCAUCACCCUGGGGAAGGGGACCACUGUCAGAGAAGCCAUAUUGAAAGAAGUCAGUGAUCCACAGUUCACGUAUAUCGACUAUGUGAAGAUGGGAGCUGACAAUAAGACGACAGAAGCGAAUUAUAGAUUUGAACCCCGCAGUGGCAGAACAGUUGACCCAGAUAUGAGUUGCCGAAAUAUAGCGACAACUUCAGUUGCUCCGGUUGCUACAGCUACGACGCAUGGUACAACAACAUCUGCUACAACCACAACUCCAGCUGCUACAACUCAGACAGGUGGUCCCACAACAGCUGAAACAACAACUACACAAGCGAAAAUCCAAAAUGUCGGAACAAAUUUGGUGUGGUCACAUGACUAUGAAUUGGACAUGAGGGGACACUGUUCCUUCACGUUCUCUGUGGCAUAUUGCGGAGCCUUCAAACUGGAGCUGUACCCAGACAAAGAUCUCCCCGAACCCAAAUACGAGAUCUACAUUGAUCGUUACAGCUUAGAGAAGUAUAAAGUUGGAAUUAGGAAAUCGUGUGAUGCCGCGCAUCUACUUUGUUCGAAUAACGGUAUGAGCACCAGCGGUCACGAGAACACGCCACUUGUCUUCUGUGAUGGUUCCACGUGGACGCCGUUCUGGAUAUCUUGGUUUGGGGGCGUCAUCACCCUGGGGAAGGGGACCACUGUCAGAGAAGCCAUAUUGAAAGAAGUCAGUGAUCCACAGUUCACGUAUAUCGACUAUGUGAAGAUGGGAGCUGACAAUAAGACGACAGAAGCGAAUUAUAGAUUUGAACCCCGCAGUGGCAGAGCAGUUGAUCCAGAUAUGAGUUGCCGAAAUAUAGCGACAACUUUAGUUGCUCCGGUUGCUACAGCUACGACGCAUGGUACAACAACAGCUGCUACAACAACAACUCCAGCUGCUACAACUCAGACAGGUGGUCCCACAACAGCUGAAACAACAACUACACAAGCGAAAAUCCAAAAUGUCGGAACAAAUUUGGUGUGGUCACAUGACUAUGAAUUGGACAUGAGGGGACACUGUUCCUUCACGUUCUCUGUGGCAUAUUGCGGAGCCUUCAAACUGGAGCUGUACCCUGACAAAGAUCUCCCCGAACCCAAAUACGAGAUCUACAUCGAUCGUUACAGCUUAGAGAAGUAUAAAGUUGGAAUUAGGAAAUCGUGUGAUGCCGCGCAUCUACUUUGUUCGAAUAACGGUAUGAGCACCAGCGGCCACGAGAACACGCCACUUGUCUUCUGUGAUGGUUCCACGUGGACGCCGUUCUGGAUAUCUUGGUUUGGGGGCGUCAUCACCCUGGGGAAGGGGACCACUGUCAGAGAAGCCAUAUUGAAAGAAGUCAGUGAUCCACAGUUCACGUAUAUCGACUAUGUGAAGAUGGGAGCUGACAAUAAGACGACAGAAGCGAAUUAUAGAUUUAAACCCCGCAAUGGCAGAACAGUUGACCCAGAUAUGAGUUGCCGAAAUAUAGACGCUGCAACAAUCACAGCUCCAACUGCAACAACUCAGACCGAUGGUUCCGCAGCAACCUCAGCGACCGCAACUUCGGCUGCCACAACUCAGACAGGUGGUCCCGAAGCCACCUCAGCAACCGCUCAAACUGUUGUCAAGAUGACAGUUAAUAAUUGUGACAACGAGCGACGGCCUUAUUCUGAAGAUCUGGCAAUGGUUUUCAAAGUAGCAGCCGACGACACAACACUGUCCCCGAGCAACCCCGACGUCGUGGAGCUCUCCUCGGCAACAUCCGGCAGCUGCGCCGAGCUGUGCGCUUCACGUAAGACCUGCGUGAUGUACAGCAUCAGCAACACGGGCACCUGCAGGAUCACCUCCGCCUGUCAGCCUGUAGUGGAGGGCGAGACAAACUCGGCAAUUCUGUUCCUCAAGUAUUGGGGUGAUCACAUGGACGCCAUGACAUAACUGAAACAGUGUUGUUUCACUUCUAGUCAAUAACUUAAAAACUGUCGUUCACUACAAGCCAUUGACCUACUUGUAUAUUAGGGAUGAUCUCUAGUGUGUCAGUCACAUCACCGUGCUUCCAAGUGGUAAAUGUCUAAGACCUGUGUCACUGUGAACAGGCACCCAAAAUUAAAAUGACAUACUGUGAUAUAUCUGAAAUACCUUUACAGCCGUGUUUAACCAUAAUACACAAGCUAUUGGGGUGGAAAUACAAUUAGAUUAAAUUCUGAUGUGAUGACCGCAAUAAUGUUCCAAAUUUGUGAAUUCUCUGAGGUAACAUUUCAGGAAAAUUCUAUCAGUCAAUACAUCAGAUAGUUAAUUUGUUAUUAUUUACAUAGCGUCACAAUCUUGUAAACCUUACAUUUUAAAACAAAUGUUAACUAAAUUUACAACUUUACAACUUUCAAUGCAUCUAUAUUGUUCCACAUGAUGCGCUUUCAAAUAUGAAAACAUUUUUUAUGUCAAAACCAAUUUUAUGCUAUAUGGAUCUCCUAUUUGAAGACUGUGGGAGAGCUUUGUAAUAAUAAGUAAACAUUAGUAUAUUCCCAAUAUGGAACAGUGUGAAAAGUGAGUGAGUUGGGUUUAAUGCCGCUUUUAACAGUAGUCAAGUUAUAUCGCGGCGUGUCAGCUUAAUGUGUGAAGAAAGCCCAUAAGUGA
Haliotis rufescens (red abalone) is the source of this 3728-nucleotide messenger RNA. RefSeq lists its product as uncharacterized. The record is from RefSeq and is a predicted model, not a curated record. Bases 69 to 3032 code for a protein of 987 amino acids. The transcript has 13 exons. NCBI's taxonomy places the organism in Eukaryota, Metazoa, Mollusca, Gastropoda, Lepetellida, Haliotidae.